UACCCCCGCAUCCGGUAUGAAUUGACUUCUAGCCAAUGUUGCCAGUUGCGUUGCCUCCGGGCACUACAAAUAACUUUCACGCCGGGCACCAUCCACGCCUGGGUUUUCGGUAUAGAGUCGCCACUUGACAACAAACAGCCAGACACAAAGGAGCGAAAAUGCAAAUCAAAGGCAUCACUCUGCAACAGGAUGAGAUCAAACCGGACUACGCCAACGAGGCCGUCUUCCGACGAAACACUCUGCCUCCGCGGUCCUACUACAUCCCAAAGACGUCGCUUGCUCUGAACGGCCGCUGGAACUUCCAUUACACGUCGACUCCGUUGAAGGCUCCUGUUCCAAGCUCUGGCACCCAAGCUUCCCCAACCCCGUCUGCAUCUGAUCAUCCCGACGAAACGUGGACAGCCAUCGAGGUCCCCGGCCAUUGGCAACUUCAGGGCCAUGGCAUCCCCCAUUACACAAACGUUCAGUAUCCAAUUCCCGUUUGCCCGCCAUAUGUGCCUACCGAAAAUCCGACGGGGACUUACAAGAGAACCUUCCAUGUGCCGUCCUCGUGGGAUCGUGCAUCGCAACUCCGUCUGCGCUUCGAUGGGGUCGACAGCGCAUAUCACGUCUGGGUCAACGGAACCUUAAUCGGUUACGCUCAGGGGUCCAGAAACCCUCACGAGUUCGAUGUUACGCCGUACGUCAACCGAGACGGAGCCAAUGAGGUCUGGGUCAGGGUAUACCAGUGGUCUGACGGUUCUUACAUCGAGGAUCAGGACCAAUGGUGGCUCUCCGGCAUUUAUCGCGACGUUCACCUCAUUUCGUUGCCCUCGGAGACGCGCAUCGAAGAUUGGUUUCUACGGACUGAUCUCGAUGCCGAGUACAGCGACGGGACACUGGACGCCACCAUCGAUGUCGUGACUUCUACGACUGCCACAGUUUCCGUGGCGUUACGAGAGCUUGCCAAAAACGGGGGCGAGACUCUCGGAGAUGCGCAGCAGGAGGUCAAUGGCGACGGCAAGGUUCACCUCACCAUACCGGUCAAGAAACCGGCAAAGUGGACUGCCGAGACGCCGUACCUUUAUUCCGUCGAGCUGUCAAUCACCACGGCCUCCGGCACACAAACGAUUCACCAGAGAGUAGGAUUCCGCAAGGUCGAACUGAAGAACGGCUUGAUCUGUGUCAACGGCCGGCCCAUCAGGCUCCGCGGGGUAAACCGACACGACCACCAUCCGCGUUUCGGGCGUGCCGUUCCCCUCGACUUUGUCCGGAGAGACUUGCUCCUGAUGAAGACGCACAACAUCAACGCCCUCCGGUGCAGUCACUACCCCAGUGACCCUAGGCUGUUCGAUAUUGCAGACGAGCUCGGAUUAUGGGUGAUUGACGAGGCGGACCUCGAGUGCCACGGGUUCUACGACGCCGUUGCGCGCCCCAAGGACAUCCCGGAGGAGAUGGACUACGAGGAGCGCAAGAAGCUGACCUUUGCAGAAGCAGCCAAAUACACCAGCGACAACCCAUCGUGGAAGGCCGCCUACGUCGAUCGGAUGGAGCAGAUGGUGCAUCGCGACAAGAACCACCCCUCCGUCAUCAUCUGGUCUCUCGGCAACGAGGCCUUCUACGGCCAGAACCACAAGGCCAUGUACGAAUACGCAAAGGAGGUUGACCCCGGGCGCCUGGUCCACUACGAGGGCGAUGUGCAUGCCGAGUCCGCCGACAUGUUCUCGUACAUGUACCCCUCUGUUGAGCGUCUGAUCAAGCUGGCCAAGACCGAGGGUGUCAGACCAGAUGGCACUUUUGACAAGCCCGUGGUCCUUUGCGAAUACGCACAUGCGAUGGGCAACGGACCCGGGUGGCUAGAAGAUUACGAGGAGGCGUUCCGUUCCUAUCCCCGCCUCCAGGGCGGAUUCGUCUGGGAGUGGGCAAAUCACGGCUUGUGGAAAGAGAAUCCAGACGGCAAGUCCUACUACGCUUACGGGGGCGACUUUGGUGACUUCCCAAACGAUGGCACGUUCGUCAUGGACGGCCUCUUGCACAGCACCCACCAGCCAACGCCGGGUUUGAUCGAGCUCAAAAAGGUGAUUGAACCCGUAAAGGUCAAGAUAGAUCGAGACCAGCUUGUCGUGUCGAACCUCUACAACUUUGUCGGCCUCGAUCAUCUCACUGCAACUUACAAAGUAGAGCAGUUUUCCGAAAGCACCACCCUUCUAGCGUCUGGAGUGUUGGAUCUCCCCAAGAUCGAGCCAGGCUCCAGCGCCCCGGUCGCCCUUCCGAGCGCAGUACAUAAGUUCGAGGGUGAGGCAGGUGCCGAGACACAUCUGACCGUCUCCUUCACCCUUGCAACCGCAACACCGUGGGCCGAGGCGGGACACGAGGUUGCCUGGUUUCAACACCAACUUCAAGCGGCCGAGCCGCUCAAAUCGGCAGGUCAGCUUCGCGCAUCUAAGGCCCUUGACCUGGCGAUAUCCAACAGUGCCAUUACCGUCACCGGCCCAAGUUUCCAACUUUCCUUCGACAAAGCCCGUGGCUACAUCACGCACUGGUCCGUCAACAACACCCCGCUUCUCGAGCCGGACCCGGUCACCGGCGCGGCCAUCAUACCCUCUUUCUGGCGCCCGCCGACGGACAACGACAAUCCCUCCUCCCUCCCUUACUGGCGCCGCUUCGGCGUAGACGUCCUCACAUCCCAACUCCGCUCCACCAACCUGUCCACGGAAGCCUCGGCCGGCCGCAUCCACGACAAGGACAGCGGCAACAAUGUCGAACUGACUUUCACCACCUACCACGCCCCGCCGGUCCUUGACUGGGGCUACCUCGCCACGACAACCUACACCAUCUCCCCGCGCGGGACCCUCUCCGUCGCCGUCCGCCUCCGGCUGGCAGGAUCCUAUCCGCCCGAGCACGUCCCGCGCGUCGGGCUGGACCUCCGCCUGCCCCGCCGCCUGGACAGCGUCAAGUGGUUAGGCCUCGGGCCGGGGGAGUCGUACCCGGACAAGUGCUCCGCGCAGCGGGUCGGGGUGUGGACGGCCGAGUCGGUGGACGCGCUGCAGACGCCGUACGAGGUGCCGCAGGAGGGCGGCAACCGGAUGGGCACGCGGUGGGUGACGCUGCGGGAGCGCGGCCCCGCCGGGGUUGGGUUGCGCGUGACGAAGGCGGAGGGGGAGUGGUCGGGCAAUUGCGAGAGCGAGCCUGCCGCCUCCGCGGGAGGGUUCAGCUUCCGCGCUGGCCGGUACAGGGACGCGGUCGUCGCGGCUGCCAAGCACCCUUGCGACCUGGUUCCGGAGGACGCUACCCUGCUGAGGCUGGACGCCAGGGUGGCCGGGGUGGGCACGGGGGCGUGCGGGCCGGGGGUGAGGGAGGAUUUGCUGGUCCCUGUGGAGGAUUACGAGUUUGGCUUUCUCUUGGAGCCAGUCGAUGGUUGAACAUGGGGGAAAAAUAUGACGGAGGUGGGAAAGGGGUCAGCGGAACUGGUUUCCCUAACCCAGUCUCUUGUGAAUUUGUAAGCUAUUUCAAUGAAAUAGGGACAGAUUGAUUAGAUACGAGGUUGGAGUAGAAGGAACAAGUGUGGAACAGCCCUUGACUUUUAUAGUCAACCAGGAUCGCCAAUAUCGCCCUUGGCAAUCUACUGAGCCGUGAUUAAAAAGGUAAGUAAUUA
This is a messenger RNA of Thermothelomyces thermophilus ATCC 42464, 3634 nucleotides long. RefSeq names its product glycoside hydrolase family 2 protein. The record is from RefSeq and is a predicted model, not a curated record. Gene Ontology annotation, cellular component: beta-galactosidase complex. Gene Ontology annotation, molecular function: carbohydrate binding; beta-galactosidase activity. NCBI's taxonomy places the organism in Eukaryota, Fungi, Ascomycota, Sordariomycetes, Sordariales, Chaetomiaceae. The transcript is spliced from 3 exons. Bases 159 to 3401 code for a protein of 1080 amino acids. Gene Ontology annotation, biological process: lactose catabolic process.